Carassius auratus (goldfish) is the source of this 2448-nucleotide messenger RNA. Its product is annotated as tripartite motif-containing protein 16-like. The transcript has 6 exons. NCBI's taxonomy places the organism in Eukaryota, Metazoa, Chordata, Actinopteri, Cypriniformes, Cyprinidae. Bases 45 to 1676 code for a protein of 543 amino acids. The record is from RefSeq and is a predicted model, not a curated record. Gene Ontology annotation, molecular function: zinc ion binding; protein binding.
GUGUAGUGGAGCUCGUGUGUUCGUGUCUGUAUUUAUGAAGUAAAAUGGCUGAAGCCAGAUAUUUUCAGGAUGACUUCUCAUGUCCAGUGUGUCUGGAUCUCCUGAAGGAUCCAGUGACCAUCCAGUGUGGACACAGUUACUGUAAGAUCUGUAUUACAGACUGCUGGGAUCAGGAGGAUCAGAAGAGAGUCUACAGUUGUCCUCAGUGCAGACAGACUUUCAGUCCAAGACCUGCUUUAUCUAGAAACACCAUGCUGGCUGAAGUGGUGGAGAAACUGAAGAAGAGGAAACGUCCUGAUGACUGUGAUGCUGGAGAUGUAGAUGUGCAGUGUGAUGUCUGUACUGGAAGAAACCACAAAGCUGUCAAGUCCUGUCUGGUGUGUCUGAACUCUUACUGUCAGAAUCACCUUGAACAACAUGAGAUUUGGUUUAGAGGAAAGAGACACAAUUUGACAGAAGCCACUGGACGACUGCAGGAGAUGAUCUGCCAGAAACAUGACAAGCUCCUUGAAGUUUUCUGUCGCACUGAUCAGAAAUAUAUAUGUGUGCUGUGUACAAUUAUUGAACAUAAAAACCAUGACACUGUAUCAGCUGCAGCACAGAGGACAGAGAAACAGAAGGAGCUGAAGGAGUCACAGAAGAUGCUCCAGCAGAGAAUCCAGCAGAGAGAGAAAGAUCUCCAGCAGCUGAGAGAGACUGUGGAGUCUCAUAAGCGCUCUGCACAGACAGCAGUGGAGGACAGUGAGAGGAUCUUUACUGAGCUCAUCCGCUCCAUUAAGAGAAGCCGCUCUGAGCUGAUACGACUGAUCAGAGAUCAGGAAAAGACUGCAGUGAGUCCAGCUGAAGAACGACUGGAGCGACUGGAGCAGGAGAUCAAUGAUCUGAGGAGGAGAGACGCUGAGCUGGAGCAGCUUUCACACACACAGGAUCACAUCCAGUUUCUGCAGAGUUUCCAGUCUCUCUCAGCACCUCCUGAAUCUACAGACGUAAAUGAUGAUCUCUUCAGUUCUCUCGUCUCUUCUGAUGGUCUGAGAGAAUCUGUCCAUCAGCUGAGAGACAAACUGGAGGAUUUCUGCAAAGAGGAGCUCAAGAAGAUCUCAGACAGAGUCACAUUCACCAACAUUGUUCCCAGAACCAGGAAGGACUUCCUACAAUAUUCCCAUCAGCUCACUCUGGAUCUGAACACAGUGAAUAAACACCUCCGUCUUUCUGAGAACAACAAAGUGAUUACUGUCACUUACACAGUCCAGCCGUAUCCUGAUCAUCCAGACAGAUUUGAUGUGUAUCGUCAGGUGUUAUGUAGAGAGAGUGUGUGCGGACGCUGUUACUGGGAGCUGGAGUGGAGUGGACAUUAUGGUGUGCGUAUAUCAGUGUCAUAUAAGAGCAUCAGCAGGAAGGGAGGUGUUGAAUGCUUAUUUGGAUCUAAUGAUCAGUCCUGGAGUUUGAUCUGCUUUCCUUCCAGAUACUCAUUCUGGCACAAUAACAUACACACUGUUAUCCCUGUAGAGUCCAUCAGCAGUAGAAUAGGAGUGUUUGUGGAUCACAGAGCAGGAACUCUGUCCUUCUACAGCGUCUCUGACACAAUGAGCCUCAUCCACACAGUCCAGACCACAUUCACUCAGCCGCUCUAUCCUGGGUUUGGGUUUGGAUCCGGAUCAUCAGUGAAACUGUGUUGAGGAAUCAGAAUAGACUGAUGACAGAUUCUACCCAUAAUUCUUUGAGCUGCAUGAUAAAGCAGUAACAGUGGGAUGUUAUAGAGUCUCUCCUUUUCUCUUCAAGACAUUAGUACUGCAGCUGAACUUCAGUCACUGAAAUAACGUCAGGAUAAAUGUGUGUAAUAAAUCCUCUCAUAGACAGUAAGAUCAGUAUGUGUGUGUGUGUGUGUGUGAGUCCUCCUGAGGGACCAUGUGUUUCUGUGCUUUUCUUAACAUCUGUUUGUGUUGAUUUAGUUGAUGUAUUGUCACAUCAAGCAUUUAUAAUAUUACUAACAUUAUACCCUUUCAGUUCAAAUGAUCACAGACAACAAAUCAAUUUCACCACUCACCUUAUGGAGCUCCGGCCCUUUCCAGUGUUUUGUGUUCUUGUGUCACUAGUCGCUGUAUUAUGAACUGUGUAAUUAUUUUUUUUAUUUUUAGGUUACAGCUUAUUAAUAAUUUAUUCUACUAUAGUUCAGCUGUUGAAAUUGUGUGUAUGUGUGUGUUAGGCAUGGGAUGAUUGCUGGUAUCGAGGUAUACCACGAUUAAAAAAUUUCACAGUUUCAAAAGUCAAGUCAAGUCAAGUCACCUUUAUUAAUAUAGCACUUUUAAACAAAAUACAUUGCGUCAAAGCAACUGAACAACAUUCAUUAGGAAAACAGUGUGUCAAUAAUGCAAAAUGAUAGUUAAAGGCAGUUCAUCAUUGAUAUUUUACCUUGUAUAAGAUACAAUGUUUUAAUUUGCAAAAAAAAAA